Molecule: messenger RNA, 4149 nt
Organism: Otolemur garnettii (small-eared galago)
Lineage: Eukaryota; Metazoa; Chordata; Mammalia; Primates; Galagidae
Gene: MAGI2
Product: membrane associated guanylate kinase, WW and PDZ domain containing 2
Exons: 23
Coding region: 1-4149 (1382 amino acids)
Biological process (GO): signal transduction; receptor clustering
Cellular component (GO): dendrite; cytoplasm
Molecular function (GO): beta-1 adrenergic receptor binding; SMAD binding; signaling receptor complex adaptor activity
Source: RefSeq, a predicted model, not a curated record
AUGUCCAAAAGCUUGAAAAAGAAAAGCCACUGGACUAGCAAAGUCCAUGAGAGUGUCAUUGGCAGGAACCCGGAGGGCCAGCUGGGCUUUGAACUGAAGGGGGGUGCCGAGAAUGGACAGUUCCCCUACCUGGGGGAGGUGAAGCCUGGCAAGGUGGUCUAUGAGAGCGGCAGCAAGUUGGUGUCGGAGGAGCUGCUGCUGGAGGUGAACGAGACCCCCGUGGCGGGGCUCACCAUCAGGGAUGUGCUGGCCGUGAUCAAACACUGCAAGGACCCCCUCCGGCUCAAAUGUGUCAAGCAAGGAGGAAUUGUUGAUAAGGACCUUCGUCACUACCUCAACUUACGAUUUCAGAAGGGUUCUGUCGACCACGAACUCCAACAAAUCAUUCGUGACAACCUCUACCUCCGCACGGUGCCAUGCACCACAAGGCCACAUAAGGAGGGUGAGGUUCCUGGAGUGGACUAUAUUUUCAUCACUGUUGAAGAUUUUAUGGAAUUGGAGAAAAGUGGUGCUCUCCUAGAAAGUGGGACUUAUGAAGACAAUUACUACGGUACCCCAAAGCCUCCAGCAGAACCAGCACCAUUAUUGUUAAAUGUAACAGACCAGAUACUUCCGGGAGCCACUCCAAGUGCUGAAGGAAAACGGAAGAGGAAUAAAUCAGUGAGCAACAUGGAGAAAGCAAGUAUAGAGCCUCCCGAGGAGGAAGAGGAAGAGAGGCCUGUGGUCAACGGAAAUGGAGUGGUAGUAACACCAGAAUCCAGUGAACAUGAAGACAAGAGUGCAGGUGCCUCAGGGGAGACGCCCUCCCAGCCUUACCCUGCACCAGUGUACAGUCAACCGGAGGAGCUAAAGGAACAGAUGGAUGACACAAAGCCAACCAAACCAGAAGACAGUGAGGAAUCAGACCCGUUGCCUGAUAACUGGGAAAUGGCCUAUACAGAGAAGGGCGAAGUCUACUUCAUUGACCAUAACACAAAGACAACAUCAUGGCUGGAUCCACGACUUGCGAAAAAGGCUAAACCUCCAGAAGAGUGCAAAGAAAAUGAGCUUCCAUAUGGCUGGGAAAAAAUCGAUGAUCCCAUUUAUGGCACUUAUUAUGUUGACCACAUAAAUAGAAGAACACAGUUUGAGAAUCCUGUCCUGGAAGCAAAAAGGAAGCUACAGCAGCAUAACAUGCCCCACACCGAACUUGGAACAAAGCCCCUGCAGGCCCCAGGUUUCCGAGAAAAACCACUCUUCACCCGGGAUGCAUCCCAGUUGAAGGGAACAUUCCUCAGCACCACCUUAAAAAAGAGCAACAUGGGUUUCGGAUUUACCAUCAUUGGUGGAGAUGAGCCUGAUGAGUUUCUGCAGGUGAAAAGCGUGAUUCCAGACGGGCCUGCCGCACAGGAUGGGAAGAUGGAAACAGGUGAUGUCAUCGUCUACAUUAAUGAAGUGUGUGUCCUCGGACACACUCACGCAGAUGUCGUCAAACUUUUCCAAUCCGUUCCUAUCGGUCAGAGUGUCAACCUGGUGUUGUGUCGUGGCUACCCUUUGCCUUUUGACCCCGAAGAUCCUGCUAACAGCAUGGUGCCACCCCUUGCAAUAAUGGAGAGGCCACCUCCAGUGAUGGUCAACGGGAGACAUAACUAUGAAACGUAUUUGGAAUACAUUUCUCGGACCUCACAGUCGGUUCCAGAUAUAACAGAUCGGCCGCCUCACUCUUUGCACUCCAUGCCAGCUGAUGGCCAGCUAGAUGGCACGUACCCACCACCCGUCCAUGAUGACAAUGUGUCUAUGGCUUCGUCUGGGGCCACCCAAGCUGAACUCAUGACCCUAACCAUUGUGAAAGGUGCCCAGGGCUUUGGCUUCACGAUUGCCGACAGUCCUACAGGACAGCGGGUGAAACAAAUACUUGACAUUCAGGGAUGCCCUGGCCUGUGUGAAGGUGACCUCAUUGUUGAGAUCAACCAGCAGAAUGUACAGAACCUGAGCCAUACAGAAGUAGUGGAUAUACUUAAGGACUGUCCCAUUGGAAGUGAGACUUCUUUGAUUAUCCAUCGAGGAGGUUUCUUUUCUCCAUGGAAAACUCCAAAGCCUAUAACAGACCGAUGGGAGAAUCAAGGCAGUCCUCAAACAAGUUUAUCUGCUCCGGCCGUCCCGCAGAACCUGCCCUUCCCACCCGCCCUUCACAGGAGUUCCUUUCCUGACUCAACAGAGGCCUUUGACCCACGGAAGCCUGACCCAUAUGAGCUCUACGAGAAAUCUAGGGCCAUUUAUGAAAGUAGGCAACAAGUGCCACCCAGGACCAGUUUUCGGAUGGAUUCCUCUGGUCCAGAUUAUAAGGAACUGGAUGUUCACCUUCGGAGGAUGGAGUCUGGAUUUGGCUUCAGAAUCCUCGGGGGAGAUGAACCUGGACAGCCUAUUUUGAUUGGAGCCGUCAUUGCCAUGGGCUCAGCUGAUAGAGACGGCCGCCUACACCCAGGAGACGAGCUCGUCUACGUGGAUGGGAUUCCAGUGGCUGGCAAGACCCACCGCUACGUCAUCGACCUUAUGCACCACGCAGCCCGCAAUGGGCAGGUGAACCUCACUGUGAGAAGAAAGGUGCUAUGUGGAGGGGAGCCCUGCCCAGAGAAUGGGAGGAGCCCAGGCUCCGUAUCAACCCACCACAGCUCUCCGCGCAGUGACUACGCCACCUACACCAACAGCAACCACGCCGCCCCCAGCAGCAACGCCUCUCCUCCCGAAGGCUUCGCCUCGCACAGCCUGCAGACCAGCGACGUGGUCAUUCACCGCAAAGAGAAUGAAGGCUUUGGCUUUGUCAUCAUCAGCUCGCUCAACAGGCCUGAGUCUGGAUCCACUAUAACUGUGCCCCAUAAAAUCGGACGCAUCAUUGAAGGGAGUCCUGCAGAUCGCUGUGCAAAACUAAAAGUGGGAGACCGGAUCUUAGCGGUGAACGGCCAGUCCAUCAUCAACAUGCCUCACGCUGACAUCGUGAAGCUCAUCAAGGACGCAGGUCUCAGUGUCACCCUUCGUAUCAUUCCUCAGGAGGAGCUCAACAGCCCGGCCUCAGCACCCAGCUCAGAGAAGCAGAGCCCCAUGGCACAGCAGCAGAGCCCUGUGGCCCAGCAGAGUCCUCUGGCCCAGCCCAGCCCGGCCACCCCCAACAGCCCUGUCGCCCAACCAGCUCCUCCUCAACCACUUCAACUACAAGGACCUGAAAAUAGUUACAGGUCGGAAGUAAAAGCAAGGCAAGACGUGAAACCGGACAUCCGACAGCCACCGUUCACGGACUACAGGCAGCCCCCACUGGACUAUAGGCAGCCACCAGGUGGGGAUUACCAGCAGCCCCCACCCUUGGACUACAGGCAGCCUCCCCUGCUGGACUACAGGCAGCACUCCCCGGACACCAGGCAGUACCCACUGUCAGACUACAGGCAGCCCCAGGAUUUCGAUUAUUUCACUGUGGACAUGGAGAAAGGAGCCAAAGGAUUUGGAUUCAGCAUCCGUGGAGGAAGGGAAUACAAAAUGGAUUUGUACGUGUUGAGAUUGGCAGAAGAUGGGCCAGCAAUAAGGAAUGGAAGGAUGAGGGUAGGAGAUCAGAUCAUUGAGAUCAACGGGGAAAGCACACGGGACAUGACGCACGCCCGAGCCAUAGAGCUCAUCAAGUCUGGAGGACGGAGGGCGCGGCUGCUGCUGAAGCGGGGCACAGGGCAGGUCCCAGAGUAUGACGAACCCCCCGCCUGGAGUGCUCCCGCUGCCGCCGCCCCAGGCCUGCCGGAAGUAGGCGCCCCGGCGGAGGACGGCCUCUCUCCAUUCUCUCCAUCGCAUCCAGCCCCACCCUCCGACCCUUCCCACCAGAUAAGCCCAGACCCAACUUGGGAUAUCAAAAGGGAACACGACGUUAGGAAACCAAAGGAGCUUUCAGCCUGCGGCCAGAAGAAGCAGCGCCUCGGGGAGCAGAGGGAGCGCUCGGCCAGUCCGCAGAGGGCCGCGCGGCCGAGGCUCGAGGAGGCGCCCGGCGGCCAGGGGCGGGCGGCGGGGGCUGCCCUUGGACCCGGGGGCGCCCCCGCGCGCAAGACCGCGGUAGCGCCGGGGCCCUGGAAGGUGCCGGGCUCAGACAAGCUGCCGGGCGCGCUCAAACCCGGCGCCUCGGCCGCGGGCAGAUGA